Neofelis nebulosa (Clouded leopard) is the source of this 716-nucleotide messenger RNA. RefSeq names its product bromodomain-containing protein 8-like. Lineage: Eukaryota; Metazoa; Chordata; Mammalia; Carnivora; Felidae. Gene Ontology annotation, cellular component: NuA4 histone acetyltransferase complex. The transcript is spliced from 4 exons. The coding region runs from base 68 to 382 and encodes 104 amino acids. Gene Ontology annotation, molecular function: protein binding. The record is from RefSeq and is a predicted model, not a curated record.
UCUAGGUCAGAGUGACCCUGUUCAGGAUCACUUGCUAUUUAAGAAGACUCUCUUGCCAGUCUGGAAGAUGAUUGCCAGUCACAGGUUCAGCAGUCCUUUUCUGAAGCCUGUAUCAGAAAGGCAGGCCCCGGGAUACAAGGAUGUGGUGAAAAGACCCAUGGACUUAACUAGCCUGAAAAGGAAUCUGUCUAAGGGACGGAUUCGUACCAUGGCUCAGUUCCAGAGAGACCUGAUGCUGAUGUUCCAAAAUGCUGUGAUGUACAAUGACUCUGAUCAUCAUGUGUACCAUAUGGCUGUGGAGAUGCAACGAGAAGUCUUGGAGCAGAUUCAGGUGCUGAGUGUUUGGUUAGACAAAAGAAGAGACUUAAAUAGUAUGGAAUGAGAACCAGCCAAGCCUGUGGAUGUUGGAAAACCUCUUUUGUUAACCAGGAACUGCUAUCCUGGCCUUUUCUGGAUUUGGGACCUCUUAUUGAUAGUUACAGAAGAUCCCAGUACUUGUCUACCAGUUCUCUGUUGUCUUUUCUAAUAAGAAAAAUGCCUUAAUUCACAACCAAGGAGUCAAAGGUGCCUGUGGACAUAACAUAAAACAGGGAAAGCUGAGAUUUGGGGCUAAGCCAUAAAUGUUGCCCACAGCUUUGUUCCAUAGGCUUGAUUUAGAUGUAACUAAAUUAAACGUCUUAUAACUGCUCUGUAAAUAAAUGUUAUUUCACAAGUUA